Molecule: messenger RNA, 2038 nt
Organism: Anolis sagrei ordinatus
Lineage: Eukaryota; Metazoa; Chordata; Lepidosauria; Squamata; Anolidae
Product: serine protease 27-like
Biological process (GO): proteolysis
Molecular function (GO): serine-type endopeptidase activity
Source: RefSeq, a predicted model, not a curated record
UGCCCGGAUGCAACAGCACUCAAAGAAGCAAACCUGGAGCUGUACAAGUUUGAGAUUGUCCUGUUGCCUUGGAGGUGAAGCAGAGGCAGCCUUGAAACUAUGAGAAUCCCACUUUCUCAUUUUCUUUGCAUCUCUAUGCUUCCGAUGAUUCACGGUGUCUUGGCAAGUAAAGCUGAAAACAGAGGUACUGAGGAUGGCAAGUCAAUAACAUGUGGCCAGGUGGUGACAAAAACCAAAAACCGUAUUGUUGGGGGAGAAGACGCCUCUCGGGGUGCCUGGCCAUGGCAAAUCAGCCUUCAGUACAAGGGGAAGCAUGCAUGUGGGGGGACACUCAUCAGUGCUGAUUGGGUUCUGACUGCAGCCCACUGUUUUCCAAGCAAUGUGAGAUUCUCUGACUAUCAAGUCAACCUGGGAAACUACCAGCUUUUGAAUCCGGAAAAGAAUGCUCAAUGGGUGAAGCUUUCAAAAGUGUUUGCACACAAGGCCUAUGCUGGGGAUGGGACCAGUGGUGAUAUAGCUCUAGCCCAGUUGGAACGUCCAGUCCACUUCACUGAAAGCAUCCUGCCGGCCUGCCUUCCAGAUGCUAGGGUCAAGUUCUCGAAUGGCACCUUUUGUUGGGUGACAGGAUGGGGAGCCCCAUCAUACGGAGCUUCCCUUGGAGGACCAAUGACAUUGCAACAGAUCAGGCUGCCCUUGAUAGACACAAUGAAGUGUGAUGAGAUGUACCAUAUUGGUACAAGUAUUAAUCCAAAUACCCGAGAGAUCCAGGAUGAUAUGAUUUGCGCUGGCUAUGAAACUGGAAAGAAAGAUGCUUGUGUGGGUGACUCUGGUGGUCCCUUGGUCUGCCAAGACAAUGGUGCCUAUUAUGUGGCAGGAAUCGUGAGCUGGGGUGACAUGUGUGCCCUUCCCAACCGCCCAGGUGUUUACACCCUUGUCAGCUUCUAUGAGGACUGGAUAAAGAAACACUAUCCCAGAGCCCAGUUUGGCCUCGUAAAUAUCACCUACAACAAAGUUAGACCAUCUAAUUCUGCUUCCAGCCUGUUCCAUACAGAUUUCAGUUUUUUUCUUCUGCUGACAGCCAUGUCCUUCAUUGGGAUCCUUCUGAAAUAGAAGGAUAGUAGGGCGUUCCAGUGUUUACCUCGUGGAGAUGAAGUGCUAUGGAAAAAGAUACCUUCCAUGACAAAUCUGUCUAGUUCUUUCUGAAUGGAUGGGAUUUGGAAAGUUAUUGAAAGUUCCAUAUUUUGUCGUCAUCGUCGUCAUCAUCAUCAUCAACAUCAUCAUCAUCAUCAUCAUCAUCAUCAUCAUCAUCAUCAUCAUCGCAGUCAUCAAAACAUUGCCUUUAUAGACUUCAAUCUCAAUGGAGAUGAGACUGGGAAGACUUUUUUAAUUGUCUGAAGAUUAUUGGUAAUCUGAUGGCUUCUGCUGUUUUAUCAUAAAUCCUAGUUGACAUCUUAGAAGCCUAGUUCUUUUUGAAUGGAUUUGAGAAAGUUCUAGGCGGGUCUAUGUUUUGUCAUUAUGGUAAUUGUUGUCAUUGUCAUCAUGGUCAUGGUCAUGGUCAUCACAAUAAUUACAACUUUAUGGACUUACAGCCAUGCUAGAGGUGAGGCUAUGAAGAACGCUUAUCCAUGAAGGAGCAGGACUUCUUCAGUUCAAAAACUGCCAUACAUCUCUUCACCUGUCUCAGAAUUAUCCCUUACAUUGGAAAUGGGACUCUUGCAUUGUGUUCCAUAUGGUGCUACUCAUGUAAACUAGUGAAUAUAUGCAUAUUUGCACAAUCUGUGAUAUCCGAAUUUCUCUUUUGGGAGCUGGGGUAGUUGAGGGUAACCUCAGAUUUGUGUGUGCAAAACUUAACAGCAGCCAGUGCUCACUAUCAUGCUAUUACUGUACACCUUAUGGCCAUUUUAUUGCUGGUGAAGACUGGUAAAGAAACAUCUGGCUUUGUCCCUAUAGCGGGGAACAUAAUGAGGACAUCUGCCUUGAGAUCUGCUGGUGCCUUUGCUUUGCUUCUAGCCAUGAUAACAUAACCAGACACUGUUUU